Messenger RNA from Rotaria sordida, 1878 nucleotides. NCBI's taxonomy places the organism in Eukaryota, Metazoa, Rotifera, Eurotatoria, Philodinida, Philodinidae. The record is from the annotation of a GenBank genome assembly.
AUGGAAUCAUUGGACAAAUUUCGUUAUUCUUGGCAAGAAGAAAUUUCAAAAGAAAAAUCUAAUCAACCGAAUUCCAUCGAUGAUAUUGCACUUACUCCAACUGGUGAUCUCUGUCGAUUAGGUACAAAAUCUAAACAUUCAAAUGAAUAUAAAACAUCUAUUCCACCAUCAUCUCAAUCAAUUUGUCCAUCACAUUCAAUAAUUAACAAUGCAUCAUUUACAAUUGGUAUUCGAACAUUUAUUGCUUCAAAUUCUUCAUCCACAAAACUUUCAUUAAUUGAACCACCAGUUAAAAAAUUAAAAACAUCAAAUUUAACAUUAAUCGAUGAAUUAAUACGUGAUAUUGAUGAAUCAACAGAUAUACCAUUUUUUAAUAUAUCAUUACCACGUGAAAUAGCAUUACAUAUAUUUAAUUAUUUAUCAAUUAAAGAUUUAUAUUCAUGUUUACAAGUAUGUAAAUCAUGGUAUUCAUUAUCAUGUGAUGAUAUAUUAUGGUAUAAUUUAUAUAAACAAAUAAAAUUCGAUAAUAUAAAAAAAAAUCACAAUGAUACGUGGAAAGAUCAUGUUAAACAAGCUAUUUUAUCAAAUCAAAAAUUAAUACAAAAUUUUAAAAAUCAUCAAUGUCGUACAACUAAAUUAACAAAUCGUCUUGGUAUCGUUUUAACAUGUGCAAAUAAUAAUCAAACAACAAUUAUUGGUGGUUAUUCAACUGGUAUUAUUCGUACAUGGUCUAUUGAAGCUAUUCUCAAUGUUGAUGAUAAUAAUGAAGAUAAUGAACAAUUAAAUAUACCUGAUAUUAUUUAUGAAUCAACAGAUACAAAUCAAUAUACAGAUUUAUCAAGUGUUAAAUCAGUUGGAUUUUUAAAAAAUGAUAUUUAUGCUAUACAUGAUAAUGGUCUAUUAGAAGUUUGGACAAAAGAUAUUGGUGAUAAACCUCGUUAUACUCAACAAUUACCAUCAAUACCAAUUCAACAUAUUGAAAAUGAUGAAAAUAUAUUAUGUACUUCAAGUCGAUCGAAAUUUUGUGUAUGGAAUUUUAAUGAGAAUGAAUCAAGUGCUCAAUAUCAAGAACUUAAUUUUCUAACUGAUUUAAAUGAUCGUAUUGUAUCAUUCUGUAUGUCUAGUUCUCAUUUCGUACCAAUAUCAAUAAUUGCUUCUAGUAAAUCUCUGUGGUGUAUAUCAUUAACAAAUCUAAUACAUCGUCAUUCAUUUUAUUCAAUACUUGAUUCCGAUUAUAUACAAAAAAUUCCAUUAGAUAUUCAUAAUGAUGAACCAUUAGCUAUAAUUGGAUUUGAUCGUGAAAUAAAAUUAUUUGAUUUAGAAUGUGGUCGUUGUAAUAUUAUAACAACAAAUUAUAAAAAUUUUCCAGCAAAUAUUCAUUUAAUACGUGCUGAUAAAUGUCCUAUAAAUGAAUUUAUAGUUGCAUUUGAUAAUUUUCAAAUAAGUAUAUUUGAUCGACGACAAAAAGAAGGAGCUGUACAACAUUUUUAUAAUCAUUAUUCUACAAUAACAACAGUACAAAUGGAUACAUGGAAAUUAGCAAGUACAGAUGUAUGUGGUUUUGUUCGACUUUGGGAUCGACGAAUGUCUCCACGUUCUUUAUGGCAUAUGAAUCCUCAAUCACAUCCUGUUACACAUUGUUCAUUUGAUAAACAAACACUUAUUUUUGCAUUAACACCAUAUUACAAACAACCAGAUAUGAUUGAUUAUCAAAUUGAUCCUGAUUCAUUAUCAGGACAUAUUUAUGUAUGUGAUUUUACAUCGGAUAUUUCAACACAACUUGGUGAUGAUUUAAAAAUUUGUACAUCAUCUUAUGAUGCACCACAAGCAUCGAAUAGAAGGAUUGGUUUACAUACUCCAUAUGAUAUUAUUGAGUAG